AUGAGCCAAGUUGAUAUUACUGAAGAGGAAUACAAACAGUUUGAUGAGCAGCUCACCAAAGUUAACGACGAAAUUUUAGCUAAUCUUAAUAGCCCUGAAUGGAAAUUCUCAAAAGAUGAAGCUGAUGGAUGUAAAAUUUAUGUUCGUCAUGUUGCUGAUAGCUCAUAUGAUAUGAUAAAGGCAACUAUAUCGAUUCCUGUUUCUCAACGUGAUGCUUUGGAAGCUAUAAAGCCUUGCAAAGAAAUCACUCCAAAAACUCCGAAAGCAGAAAAUGAAGGAUUACUUGAAAGGAAGAUCUUCAAUUACGAUGAGAAAGAUCCCUCUGCUCGUGCUUUCAUCUACUGCUCAACUCCAUCACCAUUUCCGCUUGUAGCCGGUCGUGAUUUCCUCUUAUACAGAAAAGUCAUUGAAAAAGAUGAUAAGUUAUGUUAUACCCAUACUUCUGUUGUUUGCGAUAAGAUUAUGCCACAGAAAAAAGGAUUUGUUCGUGGUUUAAUGAAACAACAAGCAUUUAUCUUCGAAAAAGAUCCAAGUAACCCAGAACAUACAUUACUCAGCUUCAUUCUACAUACUGAAAUCGGAGGAAGUAUUCCAACAUUUGCAUACAACAUGGCUGCUGUCGGCCAGGGCAAGUCUGUAAUCGAACUCCGCAAGAGGGCAAUUGAAUACGUUAAAAAUAACUCAAAUAAAGCUGAAUAA
This is a messenger RNA of Trichomonas vaginalis G3, 699 nucleotides long. RefSeq names its product lipid-binding START domain-containing protein. Bases 1 to 699 code for a protein of 232 amino acids. NCBI's taxonomy places the organism in Eukaryota, Parabasalia, Trichomonadida, Trichomonadidae. Gene Ontology annotation, molecular function: lipid binding. The transcript has a single exon. The record is from RefSeq and is a predicted model, not a curated record.